UGCUAUACCAACCACUACCACUAGAGGACCUGCUAUACCAACCACCACCACUAGAGGUCCUGCUAUACCAACCACCACCACUAGAGGUCCUGCUAUACCAACCACUACCACUAGAGGACCUGCUAUACCAACCACCACCACUAGAGGACCUGCUAUACCAACCACCACCACUAGAGGACCAUCUGCGGCCAUGAGAGACCAUGGAACCUCAAUCGCCACCUCCACACACACCCAGGGUGUCCCAGACACAGACCACCCUGUCCAGCCCUCCCUUCGCUGCAGCCUGGGGGUGGGGGAAGAGGAGCUGGAGGUGUUUCAGCCUCUGCAUGUAGAGAUGGACUAUAGUUCCAUGGACCUCCACCAUCACUUCCCCAAAACCCACCAUCUCCAAAUGGACCACCAGAUCUCCAACGCUCACCUUGUCCGAACCUCAGCCCCUCACCCAGGCAUGGAGCGAGAGCCGGGGAGGCGGGACCACAGUCUAGCCCAGCAGAGUGGCAGCACUCUGGACCAACUGUGGCGCAGGUUCAGUGAGAGGUGGAGCCUGGAGGAGGCCCGGCCCACCAAUGAGAGAGAGGCGUCCCUGCUGGAGCGGCUGGAGCGUCUGUCCCGCCUCAUCCACAGCACCGGGACCUCCGCCCCGCCAGAGCCAGAACCAACGCAGCAGACUGAUACCACAGAACAAGAGGGAGGAGGGAGGAGAAGAGGAGGUGUGGAGGAAGGGAGGAGUAGGAGAGAGGAGAGCAGCAGUGGCCGGAGUGAUCCCCAUGCUAAAGCUAACCAGGCUACGGCUAGUGUUCCCCGCCAGGCCUGGGAGCAGCAGGAUGAGGAGCCCCGGCCCGCAGAGGGGGAGGACAGCUCUAGCCCCUCCCAUGGUCCGGCCCACAGCUUUAGCCCCUCCCACCUCCCGGCCCGCAGCCAAUACCUGUGUCCAGCAGAGAGAGAGAGGUCUGGGAGCGUCUCAGGGGAGACCAGCAGCUCCAUGUCAACAAUAGACACAGCCCGACUGGUGAGGGCCUUCGGAGCCCACAGGGUCAGAGGGCUGAAUACACAAGGGACCAGCCACAGGACCAAUCACAGGACCAGCCACAGGACCAAUCACAGGACCAGCCACAGCCUGAGUAAACUGUACAACACCAUCCUCCAGCAGAGGCAGAGCAAGGAGCAGAGGAGAGGAAGGUCCAGAGAGACUCCUCAUAUCCCCCCAGUCCCCUCAGAGUCUACUGGCACUGAUAACUCUGUAAUUCCAGCUGACUCUGCAUCUUCAACCAGCACCUACACCCUCCCCUCGCAUCGUGGCCCCUCCUACUCCAAGAAGGCAGUCAAACAUGUCAGCAAAGGCGUACAGGCAGGGGACCUGGAGAUUGUGAGUAACGGAACACGUCGCCACACCCGAGACGUCGGCACAACGUUCCCCUCGCCAGGCUCAGCCAGGGGUGCCAGGUUGCUCCCCUCCUCACACUCUGGUAGCAAGAGGGGUAGAGCGGGGGACAGGAGCCCUCCUAAAACGCAGAGGAAGAGGAAGAUGAGCCAACCCUCUGCCAGGCCCUACUACCCUCAAGGUGUAUCAUGGUACAUCCCUGCUGAGGACCUGAGAGCUGAGGGCAGGAAGGAGAACAAGCCGGAGCAGCAGCCUCCCAGGGCCCGGCCUGGUUUGAACCCUACAGCAGAACCACCCGGCCCUGGAGAGAACCACUCAGACAGAGACAAAUACAAGACAGGGAGAGACUGACAGACAGACUACAGACCAAUCAGCUGGAGGCUGACCGCGACAGACCCAGUGGGAGGCAGCACAACAAGCACAGCAUCAUCACCCCUCCUGGGCCUGAACCCACUGGCAACGCCCCUGCCGCCCUGGUCCGCAUCUCUCUCCAGGAGGCUCUGGAGCUGCGUCGGCCAGAGUUUGUGUCUCGGUCUCGGGAGAGGGUGAAGCGUCUGGUGCUGCAGGUAGAGGAGAGGAAGCUGCAGGUCGUCUUCAGCAGAGAGAGAAACGAGCUCUUCAACCAACCCAGAAGACCAGGGAGACUGUCCCUACCCGCAGGCACAGCGGUGUUUCAAAGAGCCGUUCCCAAGAAGGAGAUGGUGCAACGAUCUAAACAACGGUCAGGUCAGGAACAGGAAGCAGGCUCUAACAACAGGGGGGCCAGGAGGAGGAGGAUGUAUGAGCAGCUGCCAGAGGUGCAGAGGAGGAGAGAGGAGGAGAAGAGGAGAGAGGAGUACCGCUCUUACAGACUCAACGCUCAGCUCUACAACAAGAGAAUAACCAACAGAGUCCUGGGCAGACAAACACCAUGGCAGUGAGCGCCUAGGAGGACUUUUACACUUGAUUCCGUGUACGUGUGCUGUGGAAUAAAAUACAAUGAUGUUCAAUUGUUUACAUUUUCUAACGUUUUAUUCCGAUCUGCUUCCAUUUUGUUCACCUUUUUUAACAAAUUAUGAAGUGAAAAGUAAAUCAUUUGUCUGUUUCUAAAGAGACAGGGUCAUAAUUGGUGUGUAUUUAAAUACUUAUUAUUAUCGUUUUUUCUAUGACCAAAAUAAAAAUAAACAUGCUUUCUAAACUCUA
Oncorhynchus kisutch (coho salmon) is the source of this 2563-nucleotide messenger RNA. Its product is annotated as Alstrom syndrome protein 1 homolog. Lineage: Eukaryota; Metazoa; Chordata; Actinopteri; Salmoniformes; Salmonidae. Gene Ontology annotation, cellular component: centriole; centrosome; cytosol. The transcript is spliced from 11 exons. Gene Ontology annotation, biological process: regulation of centriole replication. The coding region runs from base 191 to 1732 and encodes 513 amino acids. Gene Ontology annotation, molecular function: microtubule binding. The record is from RefSeq and is a predicted model, not a curated record.